Messenger RNA from Physella acuta, 2088 nucleotides. RefSeq names its product CCHC-type zinc finger nucleic acid binding protein. Gene Ontology annotation, molecular function: nucleic acid binding; zinc ion binding. Lineage: Eukaryota; Metazoa; Mollusca; Gastropoda; Physidae. The record is from RefSeq and is a predicted model, not a curated record.
AUAUCAAGCGUACAUAGCCGUGUGCAAAAUACACAAACUGAAAUCAGCGUGGUGAGGGGGAGUCAAGUAGGUUGUAUUAUUUGGAGGGGAAGAAAAGUAAGCAUGAGUAGUGGAGAUUGUUACAAGUGUGGACGUCCUGGCCACUUUGCCAGGGACUGUCGCAGUGGUCCUGGUGGUGGCGCUGGAGGAUUUAACAGGGAUAGAGGAGCGCGCAUGGAUUUUCGCAACGGCAGAGGAGCCGGUGAGGAUAAAUGUUACAAAUGCAAUAGACCUGGACACUUCGCCAGAGAAUGCAGAAUGGACCAGGACCGGUGCUACAAAUGCAAUCAGUUGGGGCACAUUGCAAAGGAGUGCGAAAAGGACAUAGAUUCAGGUAUGGUUGAGGGUAAGAAGUUCAACAACUUUGACAAGCCCCAGCAGAUGAAAACAGGUGCAUGUUAUAAUUGCAAGAGUCCUGGUCAUGUUCAACGUGACUGCCCUGAAGUGAGCAGUAGGCCAUGCUACAGGUGUGGUGAAAAUGGCCAUUUGGCUCGUGAUUGUCCAGAAGAUCGUGGUCCAGAUGACCGCAAGUGCUAUGGAUGUGGUGGCGUUGGUCACAUUUCAAGAGAAUGUCCUACAGCUCAGCGUAGUAUGGCAAGAGAUUGUUACAGGUGUGGAGCUAAUGACCAUUUGGCUCGUGAAUGUCCAGAUGCUGCCAAUAAAACUCAGUGUUAUAAUUGCAACCAGAUGGGACACAUAGCAAGAGAUUGCCCGAUGGACUCAAAUGACUUGGUGGCUGCAGCAUAGUGAUCAGAUUGAUGAGCCGUGCUUAUCAUUUUGUUGCUCAUUUAUUUCUGGAAGGCCAUUUUUUUUUAAUCUUUAGAAUGAGGUGUCAGUUGAUACGAAUCUUUAAUUGCAGUUGUUGCUGUACUUUUUAAAAUUUCACAUUUUGUUUUGAUUGUGUAAAAUUAAUAUAGUUGUAUGUUAAUAUGUCUAAAUCAAAUUUCUAUGUGACAUUUGAGAAGAAAAUAUUUUAGAGGUUUCCCUUUCCACUUGCUGAAAAUUUUUAUAAUUGAAAUGAAAAACAAAUGUGUUGCUUUGUAAAUAGAUCUGGUUGAAGGAUUUUAUUAUAUGAUUUCAUCUUCAUAAUUGAUUCCAUAUUUUCUUUUGUUUUAAACAAGCUUACAUUCAAAUUGAAUUAAUUUUCCAAGAUUAUUUGUCAUUUACUAUGAAAAUGACUUAUGGUUUAAAGUAAACACAAUUUAGUAGUCAUUUAAGGGAUUUUUUUCAUAAGUUUUAUUUUAACUUGGUAUUUUCACUAUGCUUCAGCUAUUUUAUUACACUUCAUUUAUGUGCAACAGUUGGUUUGCCAUUCUUCCCCAAUGUCUAAGAAUGGAAUUGUGUUUCUGCUUUUGUGUCUAUGGUCUGUGUUCUAUUAGGAUGUUAACGGAUUUCAUUAUAAAACUACAUAAAAGACUGAAUUUGCCCCUUUGUAACUCUUAAACUUCUGCCACUUGUAAUAAUUGUUUAAAGUAAAGUAAUAUGUGAUAACAUUGAUAGAAGUAAUUCUUCAUCAAUAGCAAAUUUUAUGUACAUUAUAAACUCAAUGUCAUUUUCAAUACAUCCUAGAGAGUUGAUGUAGUUUUAAAUUGAAAAUGAUAUACUACAAAUGUGGUUUUUAUCAGUGUUACCCCUUUGUGGAACUGAGUUGGCAGACCAGGUGGUGUGUAAUCCAGUAAACUUUUUUUAGUUGGAAAGGGAUAGUCAAAUGCAGAUUAGCUGCUUCAUGUACAGUUUCCAAUUAACCACAUUUGAGAAUAUUUGCUUAUGAAAACUAGUUAUCUUAGCUAUUUUAAAUAUGAAAAGCUUAAAAUGAUUUAAUCCAUUUGAAUGGUUUGAGGUGGAGAUAUGAUGCAUUCAGCAGAGGUGGGGUUCAUAAAGGCAGCUGUUCCUCAACUAAGUUACAUGCCAUUUCUACCAUCUGUUUGAUCUGUACAUAUCUAAGUUAGUAUUGUGCAGCUGAAUCAGAAUGGUGUAUUGCUUGUUACUUUUAUUCAAGAUAAGCAGAGGGGGGUUUGUAAAUAUGAAAUAAAACUGUUUGUACUGCAA